AGGCGUAUUGGGCGUAUUGCUCUGUUAAAAGUCCGUCACCACUCUGAUCCACGGGACAUGAGGAAGUAGAUUACCUACCAGACGUACAUCAGACGAGCGAAAGAGUUUCUUUAGCAUCUCAACAACAUGUCCACUUUAAAUGGAAAUCAAAAUGGCAAAAAGGACUAUGACUUUUCUGGAAAGAAGCUCAAAACACUUCCCACUGAGCUAUGCAAGAGUGGUGGAGAUGCUGUCAAGGUGGAUCUACAGCGUAACAGACUCAAACAAAUCCCUGGCAUCUCGCAACUGACAAACCUGAAAGAGCUUAACCUGAGCAAUAAUGUGAUCACUGAUUUCCCCAUGGAGAUUAUUGGGUUACACCAAUUGGAGAAACUUUAUAUGAAUCAGAACAGUCUCAAAACCAUUCCAGAAAAUGUAUUUCCAUCUUUGGGGAAACUUCGAUUCUUAAAGUUAAGCACCAAUCGGCUUGAAAAGCUACCCAUCGAUGUGAACAGCUGCCAAGAUCUCACCUAUCUGAACCUGUCCAACAACUGCCUGAAGAAUUUGGAUCCUAUUGUGGAUCUUUCACACCUUAAAGAACUGUAUGUCGAGAGGAACCAGUUGUCUGAGCUACCAGAAAAGCUCUUUCAAAACAAUAGUUUAACUCUGUUCAAAGCUAAUGGCAACCCUCUUAGAAAGCCACCUGUGGAGGUCUGUGCUGGGGGAUUGAAAGAUAUCAAGAGUUACUUUUCAAUGCUUGAGGAAAACGCCCCACAUGUUUACACUGUGAAGACCAUGUUUCUGGGGAACUCCAUGGCAGGGAAAUCCACUCUGUGCCGCAGUCUGGAGAAGGGUUGCCCUGUACCAGUGGAAGAGGCUGAUCGUACUGUAGGGAUCGAUAUCAGUGAAGUUAAUAGAGAUGGCAUCCGUUUCUGCUUUUGGGACUUUGCUGGACAAGAGGAAUACUACAUCACCCAUCAUGUUUUUAUAACACCUCAAGCCUUUGUCAUACUUGCCAUCAACCUUUCCAGUUACAAUAUGGAUGACCAGAGUUUCAAAGAGAACGUGGACUUCUGGAUCAAAAAUCUACAGCUUAAGAUACCAGACUCAGUGGUCCUGCUUGUAGGCACUCAUGUUGACCAGUGCACAAGUGCUCAGGUGAAUGAAAAGAAAAAACACAUCGAAGAGCGGGUGAAGGAAAUGCUUGAAAAGCACAAAGUUAACUUAGAGCUUCGUAAAAAGAUCCUCCAGAAGAGCGACAACCCAUCUUUGAACUACGACCUGAUAAAUCAAAUCGAAAGACUCACUGAGUACAAACUAAAGGUCCUUGAAUUUAUACUUAUAGAUUGCACUAAACAGGAGGACAUUGACAGACUACUUACUCGCAUCAAAAAUGAUGUUUUGAACAAAGAUAUAUUCCCCAACAUUGAAAAGACUUUACCUAGGAGCUUCUAUGAUGUGGAGAAGGAUCUCAACAAACUUGUGACGAACGAUGACAUUCCAGAGCAUGGAAUUGUGAGUCAAAACUUCCUCUUGCUUGAACUGAAGAAUAGACAUGAUACACUGGACGAUGACCAACUGAAGUUAAUUCUUCAGUAUCUUCACCGAAUUGGUGUCAUUAUGUGGUACAAGGAAAUCCCAGAAUUGGCAGGUUUUGUGUUUGUGAAACCAUCCUUCCUCAUCUCACUGUUCAAGACUAUUGUGAGACAUGACCUGGUCCAGGAACUGAACAAGAUUUCCGCUGCACAGCUGAAGUCAGAAAACGCACUUGUAAUACAAAAGAAAAGAUGGAUCAGAGACUAUAAAGACAGAGCAUCCUUAAGCAAUGUGGCUAUUAGGAUCCUUGUGCGGACUGAGCUCCAGAAGAAUUACGGCAAGACUGAUGAAGAGCUAAUUGAGGAGGUUGUUGGGUCCAAAAAUAAGGAGGGGACUCUCCUUUCACUACUAAAACACUUUGAUAUAUGUUUGUCAACCAAACAUAACAGUCCUCUCAAUCCAAAUGCCAACGAAUUCUGUCCAAACCAAGACUGGAAGGCCUCAAAUCCAAUUGUGUACGAGCCAGAUGCUUGUCUUUUCCCAAAUUACCUGUCAGACAAUGAACAGGUAAAGCAAAAGUGGGAAUCAGACAAUACAGAAGACCUCAACAUCCAUGUAUACCUCCUACCUGAGAUCCCACAUGGUUUCUUCCACAGGCUUGUCAUCAGGACAUGCUCCUUGUACUUUCCAUACUGGAUAGGAAAAGACCAGUGUAUGCUGUGCAGUGGCAACAAACGUUUUCUGCUCAGAGAACACCGUGAGGAGGAUCAGUUCAUUGAGAUCCGCUGCAAAGAAAGUGAACUUGAAACCUCAGAAGACAUCAAGAAAGCAUGGAAAGUGAUAAGGGAGAUUAUGAAACGACUGAACACACUGACUGAGCAGUGGCAAGGGUUGUACCAGACUGUCCACAGUCCCUGCAAGGCCCAGGAUUGUGAUAACUACUUUGAAUGGAAUGACUGGCAAGAAUGGUUAGAAGAUUCUGGAACAAACCCAUUUAAUGUAGGACUAGAGGAGAAUCAAACUUGCUGUGAUGGUCACCAACGAAAGACAGAGUUGCUGUUCCCUAGAACUCCUGAUGCAGACCUGAAGGGAGGACACAUGAAAUAAUAAUGCAACACAGAACAAAUACAAAAAAAUUGACUUCACUUGAUGUAAAAGGUGUAUGUGAUUGGUAAAUUAAUUAAUAAUCAACUUGAUUGUGAGCACAAAAAGUUUUAUGUGAUUGAUAAAUUAAUUAAUAAUCAACCUGAUUGUGAGCACAAAAAAUACUGUCUUAAUAUUUU
Messenger RNA from Rhinichthys klamathensis goyatoka, 2798 nucleotides. Its product is annotated as malignant fibrous histiocytoma-amplified sequence 1. The transcript has 10 exons. Bases 127 to 2622 code for a protein of 831 amino acids. The record is from RefSeq and is a predicted model, not a curated record. Lineage: Eukaryota; Metazoa; Chordata; Actinopteri; Cypriniformes; Leuciscidae. Gene Ontology annotation, molecular function: protein binding.